Messenger RNA from Brienomyrus brachyistius, 5834 nucleotides. RefSeq names its product PDS5 cohesin associated factor A (gene pds5a). Lineage: Eukaryota; Metazoa; Chordata; Actinopteri; Osteoglossiformes; Mormyridae. The record is from RefSeq and is a predicted model, not a curated record. Gene Ontology annotation, biological process: DNA repair; mitotic sister chromatid cohesion. The transcript is spliced from 33 exons. The coding region runs from base 276 to 4220 and encodes 1314 amino acids. Gene Ontology annotation, cellular component: chromatin; nucleus.
UGUUGGUGGCGCUGUGCUUUUAUUUUCCGCGGAGACGGUGAGAAACUGCACUGUCUGAAAGAAGGAGCUUUGUGCUGCAACUAAAAAAACCCUGCCAAAAGCAGACUCGUACGCUAAAACACGGUAUCCAUGAGGUAAAUGUGGCAGGGAGGGUCUGAUCAAGCCGACGGGCCGGACGAACCUACCUGGGCUGGAUGUAAGGCUGCCUGCAUUUAAGAGUUUAAUCUACCACCGAGAGGGCAGUAGAGGAGCGCAGGGACGCCACGCCGUUGAGAAUGGAGUUCCCGCAGCAGCAGAAAGCGGCGGAGGGCAAAAUAACUUACCCCCCAGGGGUGAAAGAAAUCACCGACAAAAUCAGCAACGAUGAGGUGGUCAAACGGCUCAAGAUGGUGGUGAAGACCUUCAUGGACAUGGACCAGGACUCUGAGGACGAGAAGCAGCAGUACCUGGCGCUGGCCCUGCACCUGGCGUCGGAGUUCUUCCUACGCAACCCCAACAAGGACGUGCGGCUGCUGGUGGCGUGUUGCCUGGCGGACAUCUUCCGCAUCUACGCCCCCGAGGCACCCUACACCUCCCAUGAUAAACUGAAGGACAUUUUCCUGUUCAUCACCAGACAGCUAAAAGGUUUGGAGGACACUAAAAGUCCUCAGUUCAACAGAUAUUUCUACCUGCUGGAGAACCUUGCCUGGGUCAAGUCUUACAAUAUCUGCUUUGAGCUGGAGGAUUGCAACGAGAUCUUUAUCCAGCUCUUUAAGACUCUCUUUUCUGUCAUAAAUACCAGCCACAACCAGAAGGUACAGAUGCAUAUGUUGGACCUGAUGAGCUCCAUCAUCACAGAGGGAGAUGGUGUCACCCAGGAACUGCUGGACACUAUCCUCAUCAACCUCAUUCCUGCUCACAAGAAUCUGAACAAGCAGGCCUACGAUCUCGCUAAGGUACUUCUGAAGAGGACUGUUCAAACCAUCGAAACGUGCAUCGCAAAUUUCUUCAACCAAGUGCUGGUCCUGGGCAAGUCGUCCGUGAGCGAUCUGUCAGAACACGUCUUCGACCUGAUCCAGGAGCUGUUCGCCACGGACCCCCUCCUUCUGUUGUCCGUCAUGCCUCAGCUGGAGUUCAAGCUUAAGAGCAACGAUGGCGAGGAGCGGCUAGCAGUGGUGCGGCUGCUGGCUAAGCUGUUCGGAGCCCGAGACUCUGAGCUGGCCAAUCAGAACCGACCCCUCUGGCAGUGCUUCCUGGGAAGGUUUAAUGAUAUCCACGUUCCCGUCAGACUGGAGUGCGUGAAGUUUGCCAGUCACUGUUUGAUGAACCACCCUGACUUGGCCAAAGAUCUUACAGAUUACCUGAAGGUCCGCUCACAUGACCCUGAGGAAGCCAUCCGUCAUGAUGUCAUAGUGACUAUCAUCAACGCGGGGAAGAAGGACUUGAACCUAGUGAACGACCAACUGUUGGGAUUCGUACGCGAGCGGACACUGGAUAAGAGGUGGCGAGUGCGUAAGGAGGCCAUGAUGGGCCUGGCCCAGCUGUUCAAGAAGUACUGUCUGCACCACGAGGCCGGCAAGGAGAGCGCCCAGAAGAUCAGCUGGAUCAAGGACAAGCUCCUGCACAUCUACUAUCAGAACAGCAUCGAUGACAAGCUACUGGUAGAGAAGAUCUUUGCACAGUACAUGGUGCCUCACAGCCUGGAGACAGAGGAGAAGAUGAAGUGUCUGUAUUACUUGUAUGCCUGCCUGGACCCCAACGCUGUGAAGGCACUGAACGAGAUGUGGAAGUGUCAGAACAUGCUGAGAAGUGUAGUGAGGGAGCUGCUGGACCUGCACAAGCUGCCACUGUCCGAAGCCAACACUGCCGCCAUGUUCGGGAAGCUACUCACCAUAACCAAGAACCUUCCGGAUCCUGGCAAGGCCCAGGACUUCAUGAAGAAGUUCAACCAGGUGCUGGGAGAAGACGAGAAGCUGCGUUCGCUGCUUGAUCAGCUAAUCAGCCCCACCUGCUCCUGCAAGCAGGCCGAAGUCUGCGUGAGGGAGAUCACCCGCAAGCUGACGUUCCCCAAGCAGCCGGCGAACCCCUUCCUGGAGAUGGUGAAGUUCCUGCUGGAGCGUAUCGCCCCAGUGCACAUAGACUCUGAGGCCAUCAGCUCCCUGGUGAAGCUGUUGAACAGGUCCAUAGAAGGGACCGCAGAUGAUGACGACGAGGGGGUGACCCCCGACACGGCCAUCCGCUCAGGGCUGGAGCUGCUCAAGGUGCUGUCGUUCACCCACCCCACCUCCUUCCACUCCGCCGAGACGUACGAGUCGCUGCUGCAGUGUCUGAAGAUGGAGGACGACAAGGUGGCCGAAGCCGCCAUCCAGAUCUUCAGGAACACGGGACAGAAGAUCGAGGCGGAGCUGCCGCACAUACGAUCGACCCUGAUCCCCAUCCUGCACCACAAGGCCAAGAGGGGCACCCCACACCAGGCCAAACAAGCUGUUCACUGCAUCCACGCCAUCUUCCACAACAAGGAGGUGCAACUGGCGCAGAUCUUUGAGCCCUUGUCACGCAGCUUAAACGGCGACGUUCCUGAGCAACUCAUCACCCCACUGGUGUCACUGGGCCAUAUCUCCAUGCUGGCGCCGGACCAGUUCGCCUCGCCCAUGAAGUCCAUCGUGGCCAACUUUAUCGUCAAAGACCUGCUGAUGAAUGACCGGUCGAUUGGCAACAAAGUCGGGAAGCUGUGGAGCUCCGAUGAGGAGGUGUCCCCAGAGGUCCUGGCCAAGGUCCAGGCUAUUAAGCUACUGGUGCGCUGGCUGCUGGGAAUGAAGAACAACCAGUCCAAGUCGGCCAACUCCACACUGCGACUGCUGUCGGCAAUGCUGGUCAGCGAGGGCGACCUCACAGAGCAGAAGAAGAUCAGUAAAUCGGACAUGUCCCGGCUGCGGUUGGCGGCUGGCGGUGCCAUCAUGAAACUGGCACAGGAGCCCUGCUACCAUGACAUCAUUACUCCGGAGCAGUUCCAGCUAUGUGGUUUGGUCAUUAACGACGAGUGCUACCAGGUGCGGCAGAUCUUCGCCCAGAAGCUACACAUGGCUCUAGCUAAGCUCCUGCUGCCCCUGGAGUACAUGGCCGUGUUUGCCCUGUGUGCCAAGGAUCCGGUGAAGGAGCGGCGUGCCCACGCUCGGCAGUGCCUGCUGAAGAACAUCAGUGUGCGCCGCGAGUACAUCAAGCAGAACCCUGUAGCCCAUGAGAAGUUACCCUCACUUCUGCCAGAGUAUGUAGUGCCCUACAUGAUCCAUCUGUUGGCCCACGACCCCGAUUUCACCAAACCCCAGGACUUCGACCAACUUCGUGACCUCAAAGAGUGCUUGUGGUUUAUGCUGGAGGUGCUGAUGACAAAGAACGAGAACAACAGUCACGCCUUCCUCCGGAAGAUGGUCGAGAACAUCAAGCAGACCAAGGAUGCCCAGGCACCUGAUGACCCCAAGGCCAAUGAGAAGCUGUACGUGGUGUGUGACGUUGCGCUCUUUGUGAUCGUCAACAAGAGCACCUCCUGCCACUUGGACUCGCCCAAAGACCCCGUCUUGCCCACCAAGUUCUUCACUCCCCCUGAUAAGGACUUUGUAAAUGAUAAGGAAUUCUUGUCAAUGGAGGCCAGAACCAUGCUCCUGACAGGGAAGCCCAAAGCCUCACCAGUGCUGGCCACGGUGAACAAGCCACUCACAGUGGCAGGGAGGAGACCGUACACCAAGAGCACGGCCUCAGAAGGCAGCGUAAGCAUGAGCGGUCUCUCGGAGCCCAUCUCCCCAGUGGGGAACAGGGCCAGGGUGGCGGGCGCAGAAGCCGCAGGGCCGGGAGCGAGUGAGAACGAGGAGAAUCCGGUGUCGAAGGCGGACGGCGGGAAGAAGGAGAGCAGCUCCGAAACAGGCCAGGCCAGCGUGAAAAAGCGGGGGGCAGGGGCGACACAAUCGCCCCACCCGGAGAACAACGUGAUACCCGAUGGUGCCACGGCAGCAGUGACCCCUACCCCGGUCCCUACUAAACCCAGACGAGGACGGCCGCCCAAGUCCCUCACUGCGGGUGGGGCCACGAGUGCGGGUGGGGCUGGGAGAGGCAGGAAAAGAGCAGCGCCCACCCCCGACAAUACAGGCAGUCCCACAGUAGAGCCAAUCACCAUCAAGAUACCAAAACAGCCAGAGGCAGACGGCAAGAGGGCCACGACGCAACGGCAGAUGGACCUGCAGAGGUAAAAGAAAAUGGCAGCAAAAACCAAGAUGCCAGGAGCCGCACGGGUCGGGACGUUUAUGGGGGCAACAGUGCUGUACAGACCCUGCAGAUCGGACUCGUUCUUUGGACCCUGGCUGUACUGGACUUUGUCACAUCCGAGUACCGCUGCUCACGUACAGUUGAGAAGCAAAUCUCCUCGGGAGUGAAUCUCCAAGGAAUGAGCGGAGCCGUGCAGCCCCCCCCCCCCCCCCCGCCAUCUCCAGGCCUGAACAGCCACCCGACUUGCUGUCCACCUCACGCCCACCACACACUGAUGGUCAGAUUUCCUAUCCACGCAUACAUCUUCCAUCCAGCCAAUGGCGCUCUACGUUCUGCUUAUCCCACGCUCUGAUUUGCCGUUUGCCAUGAGGCAUUCUCAUUGGAUGACAUUGGAAGCCAAAUACUAGUACACAAGUACCUCCGUAGAAGUUGGGGAGAACUUGGAGUAGGCACUGAUGUGUAGUCGCUUAACCUUCUGCUGCAUACAACCAGCGAGUGGCACUAGGGUUUUUAAGGGAAACCUUGUUUCCAGAGAAUGGUGACAUACCUAAGGUUUUUCUUCUUGAAAGCCCCGUGACCUCGAGCGGGGCUAACCCUAAUCCCAAGCCAUCCCACCUAUUGGUUAUUUCUCCUCCUCUUCUUUCUGCUUCCAUCGCUUUUAAAGGCCGCCAUCCCCAUUGGAUCUGCAUGAACGGUUAUUCACCUGCAUUUAAACCAAGUGGGGAUAUAAGCUUUAGGACGUAUUUCACCUUCCCUCCCUCCCAGAGGCCUUUUUAAAUUAGAUUUUACAGUUUUAUAUUGUGACAAAAGUGUAUAAAACAAAACGAACGAUGCAGCCUUUUCUGCCUUCGUUGGACUGAUGGUGAUCACCACAGUCAACUGUGUAAGAAAAGGUUUUGAAGUAUUAUAUACAUUAUAUAUAUAUAAAUAUAAAAAUUUGAUGCCUACAUCAAGGUUGAACUUGCUGUUAGACAUGGAAAUAUUUGAGAAUAUUUUAAAAUUUCCAGCUUUUUUAUUUUAGUGAUAUUCAUGUUGGCAUUAUUCCAGUUCCCCCCCCAAGUUGAUGUGUACGGAUGUUGAACGCCUCACAUUUUACCCCCUAGCCCCCGCCCACUAAAUAAUCAUUGUUGGCAGUCUGGUUGAACACCAUUUCGAAAACUCACAUCCAGCAUACCAGGUGAAUUGUAAUAACCACUUUACUGGUUCUGAUGGUGGUGGGGGUUGGGGGUGGCAUUCUCAGACUCAAACCGUACUACCUUGUGCUGUCUUGGUUUUGCUUUUGACUGAAUCAUGAAUCAAUGCAGUUCACUAAAUCAGCUGUAUACUAUGGAAAUCAGUGGCGAGCCAAAGUUUUCAAGUCCUCCCUCAUCAUCAGAAGCAGCAAUGGUGGGUUUCCGGGCUCAUUUCUAAAAGGAUGCGGUUUAAAAAUUCACAGGACGGUCUACUUGUUCAUUUCGAAGGCCCCCAGAGAGUGACUCAGAACCCAAAACGAGAGCUGUGUUCAUGCUGAAACAAAUGUGAAUAAAUGUUAUGUUUUGCCAUCUCGCAUUGUCAAAACGACAGAAUAAAUGCCUUUCCAUUCUGUUUUUAAAGUGGGA